Onychomys torridus (southern grasshopper mouse) is the source of this 2279-nucleotide messenger RNA. RefSeq names its product snurportin 1 (gene Snupn). Gene Ontology annotation, molecular function: nuclear import signal receptor activity; protein binding. The coding region runs from base 77 to 1150 and encodes 357 amino acids. Gene Ontology annotation, cellular component: cytoplasm; nucleus. The record is from RefSeq and is a predicted model, not a curated record. Gene Ontology annotation, biological process: protein import into nucleus; snRNA import into nucleus. The transcript has 9 exons. Lineage: Eukaryota; Metazoa; Chordata; Mammalia; Rodentia; Cricetidae.
GCUCCGCUAAGGCAGCUAAUUGGUCAGUGCGUGGAGGCGGCGGCGGCGUGCGCGACUGGCACCUUGGUACGAGAAGAUGGAAGAACUGAGUCAAGCCCUAGCUGGUAGCUUUUCUGUGUCUCAAGAACUGAAUAGCACAGCUGCCCCACACCCUCGCCUAUCGCAAUACAAGUCCAAGUACAGUUCCUUGGAGCAAAGUGAGCGGCGCCGCCAGUUGCUGGAACUACAGAAAUCCAAGCGGUUGGAUUAUGUGAACCAUGCCAGAAGACUGGCUGAAGAUGACUGGACAGGGAUGGAAAGUGGGGAAGAAGAUAAGAAAGAUGAAGAAGAAAUGGACAUUGACCCUGGCAAGAAGUUACCAAAACGCUAUGCUAAUCAAUUGAUGCUUUCUGAGUGGUUAAUUGACGUCCCUUCAGAUUUGGGGCAAGAAUGGAUUGUGGUUGUGUGUCCUGUUGGGAAAAGAGCCCUUAUCGUGGCCUCCAGGGGUUCAACCAGUGCCUACACUAAGAGCGGCUACUGUGUCAAUAGGUUUUCUUCCCUUCUGCCAGGAGGCAACAGGAGAAACUCAACAACAGCCAAAGACUACACCAUUCUGGACUGCAUUUACAGUGAGGUGAACCAGACCUACUAUGUCUUGGAUGUGAUGUGCUGGAGGGGACACCCUUUUUAUGACUGUCAGACUGAUUUCCGAUUCUACUGGAUGCACUCAAAGUUACCAGAAGAAGAAGGACUUGGAGAGAAAACCAAGAUUAAUCCUUUUAAAUUUGUGGGGCUAAAGAAUUUCCCGUGUACCCCUGAGAGCCUGUGUAAGGUGCUGUCUAUGGAUUUCCCUUUUGAGGUAGAUGGACUUCUUUUCUACCAUAAACAGACCCACUAUAGCCCUGGGAGUACUCCCUUGGUGGGCUGGCUGCGCCCCUACAUGGUGUCAGAUAUUCUCGGUGUAGCCGUGCCAGCUGGCCCACUGACCACCAAGCCAGAAUAUGCUGGGCACCAGCUCCAACAGAUUAUUGAGCACAAGAAGAGCCAGGAGGACAUGAAGGAUAAACUCACACACAAGGCUUCUGAGAAUGGGCACUAUGAGCUGGAGCACCUCUCUACUCCGAAGUUGAAGAGUCCUUCCCACAGCCCUGAGAACCUCAUGGACAACUAAAAAGAACAGCCCACAAAAGUCUGGGGAAGAGGACAGUGUUGAUAGCAAUAGGUGACCUUACUUCAGAGUGCACUUUGCAAACCCACCUCACUGGAAACAGCUCAACACUCCUGUCUGGAAUGUUGGCUCAGACUUUGUGGGGUGGGUCCCUAUUGGAUGGAGUUGGAAUCCAGGUAGAUUUGAAUCUCUUUGCUGUGUGCAUAUAUCCCAGGUCCACAAUGUAAAUAUAUGCGAUUCUUAAGAAAAAGGUUGCUUGUGAUUAUUAAGAUUUAGAUAUCUCUUCCACCUUCCCCUUACUUCCUUACUUAUGGCAUGACUGUUCAAAUCUUGGCCCAUUUCACCCCUUUUAGCACUUGAACAUUCUGCUGAGUUUCCAGUUGCUGUUGGUAAUGCCAUUUUCUGAAAGGUCUUACCAGGAACUGCAGUUCUUGGUAUUUGAAUAUGUUCCUUCUUCUGAGAAAACCAGUGUGAUUUUUCUACGGUUUAGACCUUCCCAGAGAUAAAAUGCUAAUGGGUUCAUUUACUUCAAGAAAUUUUAGAGCCCCUAUCAGGAGAUAAACCUCAUGCUGCGCCUCUGAGAUGUGGGUUAUAGAGGUAGACAAGACCUUGAGGGUUGUGCUCUCCAGUGAGAAAUAACCCCACAGUGUGUAGAGCAGGGUGAAAUAAUUGCUUUAGUGCAAGAAGGGUACCUAGAGUUUAGGGGCAAAGGAAGAGCAGAUUUCACAGAGGAGGGUGGAGCUGGGCUAAGGCAGACCAGGAAGAAAGCAGGUCCUCAGAGUUAGAUGUUAAGGAGCAGCAUUCCCCUAGAGCAGGGUGGGACUUGAUGGAGAAUCAAGCAGGUUCAGCAUGGCUCAAGUACAAGAUAGAAGUGGAGAGUUAGGGAGAGGAGGCUGGAAGACAGAGGGAGCUUAGAUUUUGUCCUAGUCAGGGAGGUAAGGAAAAGCCCUGGUGCAAGAUUCCUUCAGAAGCAAAGCUCCUCUUCAGCUAUGAAAGUAGAAGAUGGUGUUUAGAAUUAACCAGUUAGUUUUCACUCCGUUCAGAAAGUAUAUUCCAGGUCCUGUGGCCCCACUCUGCUUUCCACUUUGUUAGGACCUCACUUUUUUGUUUGUUUUUCGAGAAAGGGUUUCUC